Molecule: messenger RNA, 14573 nt
Organism: Mercenaria mercenaria
Lineage: Eukaryota; Metazoa; Mollusca; Bivalvia; Venerida; Veneridae
Exons: 5
Coding region: 404-3871 (1155 amino acids)
Cellular component (GO): cytoplasm
Molecular function (GO): protein binding
Source: RefSeq, a predicted model, not a curated record
UUAAAGAAGGAACUGAAUUAGUAUCAUAUGGAGCAUGUAAACGCCGUCACAGGCCGUGCACUGGAUAGUUACCUGUUCUAAUCUAGCAUUCGUAGGUGUCUUUUGAAUAAAAAAGACUGCCAUCCACCUCUACCAUGACCUUCGGGCUGCAAAUUUGAACCUCUUUUCAAAAAUCUAAAUAAAAGUCUAAUAAUGAAUAAUCUUACCAAGGUAUGGAUGUCUAAAAACUGUUUGACCUUUGACCGGAAGACUAAUUCUUUUGUGCCCCUUGAAAAACAGAAUGAACUCUUCCUAGUUUGGUUCCCUUCAUACUUCGAGGUUUAGGUAUAUACCCGGACUAUUUAGGAACUUUAUUAUGUAGAGCAGUUUUCGUACUUGGAUCAGAAGGCUAAAUUGCUGUAAUAUGUCACUGCCGCCAUUAAUGACGAAACCAAAGCCUGAAGAUGGGCGAAAAUACGCAUAUAGAUACUACAGUUUGAUAACUGAUGUAGGUGGAUAUGUAUGCAGGGGCAUAUUGCACUAUGAAAUGCAACGCACGAUAAAGCUCGAAGAUAAUCCAGACAAACGAGAGCUGUCCGAUUUCCUGAAAGCAUACAGAGACAAUAUUGAAGACUAUUAUUAUGGCGGAAAUAAUAAACCGGUUAUUCUGAAGAAACAUCAGCACGAGAAGCUCUUUCCUGAAAGAGGUGAGGCAGACUCCAGUAAAUUUGAUUUGACAUUGAUAUUAUUUUUGUUGAGAACCUGCAUAUUUUGCAACCGGAGCUCAGAAGCUAUGUGGAGAAGAGAACUACAUGAAAUUUAUCCCGAUUCAACAUCUGUGAUAGCUGAUCUUGCCAGAAUAAGAUGUUACAGAAAUAAGUUCCACGACAUUCCAGAUACAAGAAUAUCACUGUCAGAAGAAGACUUUUGGAAAUAUUGGGGCGACCUUAGCCGGAUUUUUCUUCAUCUUGGAAAUUUAUAUGAUAUUCCCGGAGUUUGCAAAAAGAUCUAUGAAUUGCAUCAUAAGCCGUUAGACGAAGUAAGAGAAAAUAGCCUGGAUGACCAAAUUAGACAGCUAAGAGAAGACAUCAGCGACUGGAAAGAAGCUGAUGACAAACUUACUGGAUUACUUCAAACAUUAGACUUAAACCAAACUGAAAUGCAGGAACAGGUUGAAAAAAUUUAUCAGAGAUUAGAUUCUACUGCUCGCUGUCAGCUAGAUACAAAAGAGGUGUUGUCGGAGAAGUAUUUCGUGAAGACAGAACAGUACUUUGAGGUGAAAAAGAAGCUGCUGGACUGCAAUAUUGUUGUUCUAAACGGAGCACCUGGAGAGGGAAAAUCAACCAUGGCGAAGAUGCUGUUUACAGACACUGACAUAUCAAACACAGGAUGCAUGGAAGUAAGAACAAUGGGAGAUAUAGAGAAUAUAAGUUUCGAAAAUUGUAAAUUUGAUGCAAUCUUAAUUGAUGACAUGUUUGGUGCUGGGGUAUUUGAUAAGCAAGAAAGCAGAAAAUGGCAAAAGAUUUUGCCUAGAAUUAAAAAAUGGGCUAAUGGUUCUCCGGAACGUAAGCGAUAUGUCGUUAUUACUUCUAGGACAUACAUUCUGCAAGAAGCAAUGCAGGAUCUGUAUCUUGAUAACAUUUUUGGCAAAGAGAAUAUUUACACUCUUCUUUCAAACGAACUGCGUACAGACGAAAAGCUUUCGAUUUUAAAAAAACAUUUUGCUAUUGACAGAAGUAGAUCUAUCAAUGUCCGCUCUUCAAAUUCAAAUAAAGAACAUACUGCCCUUCUUAAGAAAAUCAGUGAGUUAGAGCUUAAAAACCAUGGCUCAUCUUUUACGGUAGGAUUUCCAGAAUGUGCAAGGUUAUUUGCAAAUAACGCCAGCAUUUACAAAACUGGUGUUGAGUUUUUUCAAAAGCCAAUGGUACACGUUAUGAAAUGUAUUUCUGAGAUAACUGAGAACGAUGACGUCUUAGUAGCAUUUUUUGUUUUAUGGGCCCAAAAAACCCAAACACUAACGUGUAGAGACCUGGAACGUUCUUUUCAUGAAACCUCAGAUGAUAUCAAAAUUCCUAUAUCAAAGCUCCAAUUUAAACCCGAGAACGGAAUAAGAAAUAUCCGCAAAGUAUUAUACACUCAUGCGCAUGAAGAUGGUUUCAUUAUAUUUGACACAGAAAACAAGUUUCGUUUCAGUCACAAUGUAGUCAGAGAUGCUGUUGGUUUAAUUGCAUAUCGCAGAAAUGCAACAGCAGUUUUAGAAUUAUGCGAUGUGGCUUUUAUAGAAAAUUACGUGCGAAUUCAAACAGCAGUUAAUGAGAAUGAAUCUGAACCAAGCGACCAACGGAAAGCGGAAUUACAAAACGUUAAUUUCCAACUUCCGUCGUUCCGGUAUGAUCAGCUCAGUCUUAGAAUAGCAGAUCUGGUUAUCCCGGACAGACCUGAAAUGACAGAUGCGUCAAAACCUGGCCUUUGUCCAGAUACAGAAAUCAAUGCAACGUCAUUGGAGAACUAUUCGAUCUUCAAACAUUCGAUUUUUGCCAGUGAAGAGUUUUGUAAAAUCUUCAUUGAAUCAAACAGGAAAAAAGGAAAUCUCAAAACAAUUCUUACAACAGAAUUGAGAACAAUUACGUCAGAACUGAUGAAAUUUAAGUUUCUUGAGCUUAAUGAACACGAAACUGCGGUCAGAUUACCGUCAUUCUUACUUUGGCAAAAUGAACAAUUAUCGAUUUUGGUGAAGCUCAGUUUCCAUGAAAUGAGGCAAUAUCCAGCGGUUUUUCAACAGGAAACACGUAUAGCAUUGCUUAUUGCAUCAAUGAUCGGUUCGUGUGAAGCAGUUGAAUUUCUUCUAGGGAAUGGAGAAAAAGUAACUUUACAAAUGAUUCUUCUAGCCUAUGAAGCUUUGAAGCGGCCCAGUUCGGGGGUCAGUCUCGGGAAAAUAAAACAAGCAAUAACAUUGUUACAAAAACACUUCGGUGUUACUAAACCAAGUCCUCAGUAUCAAAUACAUAUCGCUGCACUUCAUGGCAGUUUAGACAUUGUUCGGGAAAUUCUAAAAAUACAUCCCUCACAAGCACAAAAUACAUUCACGUUUUCAAAUGGUAAUGAUUUAGAAAAAGCAUCAUUGUACCAUAUUGCAGCAUAUAAGCAAAACAAAAAGCUCAUUGAUUUACUAUUGGCCGAAAAGGUUAAAUCAAAGGCUUUUGACGCCAAAAACAGAUCUCCUUUCCUGUAUGCCAUUUAUAAAGGAAAAUGGAAAGUUGUCAGUACUCUUCAGGAAAUUGCAGAGAAACAUGGCGACGAAAUGACUCCUGAUACAGAAAAAAAUACGCCCCUGCAUGUUGCGAUAAGGAAGUUUGUCAAAGAAAAAGAUGAAACUAGUAAGAAAAUGUUCAGAGAUAUUGCGGUAAAUCUGUGCAUUAAAUGCACAAAAAACAUCAACAUGAUUAAUUCAAAAGGCCAAACACCUUUGCACGUAGCUUGUGCGUUAAAUGCAACAGAUGUAGUUACAGAGCUGUUCAAAAAGAACAUUCAUCUAGCUGAAGAGGAACGAUCACUUAUGCAUGAUUUCGUAAUGAGUGAAAAUAAGACUGCCUUAGAAUUAUUACUGAAGAAAGGCUUCGAUCACACUAUUACGGAUACAGAAGGCAGAACCCCCUUGAUGCUUGCAGAAGCACUAGGCAAAACACAAGUUGUUGAUAUAAUACAAAAAAUCGCCCAAAAUCAGAAUCUGGGACCAUGUCUCUCUGAGAAUGAGCGAAUUACUAAAUCCUCUGAACAAAGUAACAAACUGUCUGAAGAAGUGUCUUUACAAAGUGUAGAAACUGGAGACGUAUUACCAGAUGCAGUUUUACCUACGGAAGCAGAAUCUAGCGCACAAAAUCAGGACAAUUGAAUUUCAUGGGGUUGACAAACACGUUUCGUAAACAUACUUUCUUGACAAACACGUUUCGUAAACAUACUUUCUUGAUAAAGUACCACUUUCAAUGACAUUAUCCAUUAAGUACCUUAAGGUGGGCGUCGAAAAUAUACAUGGACUCGGUGUCUCAAUCAAUACUUUCAAUGUUUCUGUUUAAACAUGUUACGUUUAACUCGGUUGAUUAGUAUGCUGCGCUAACCCCUUAUGAAACAGUAAUGGUACUGAUGACAAACCCGGACAGAUGAUAAAGUCGACCACCAUGUAAUUAUUGGAUUACAAUCGGUUAUUUAUAAAAUCGAACACACCAUCUAAUAGUUUCCACUUACAACACCAACUGGUGUAAACAACAACAAAAUUGGUAAAUAUUCUGUAUAAAUAAAUGACUUACAUUUAUUUGUAUAAAAAAUAUUUAUUACUGGGGAAGAGGGUGUUACUUUUGCGCAUGUUUACUAUCGACACAUGAACGCCUGACAUUAGGUCACUUUUCAAUACUCGAUCAGGAAUGACUGUUGCAGGUUUUAGGGGAAAGUUUCAAUAUAAUACUACGAAGAAAAUUUUGUAAAUGACAAAGUGGUCGAAUUUAUCAUCAGUCAACGUUCAUACAGUCCUUAUUUUACAAACCCCUUUCAGGGCCUUACUUUAUUCUAGUUUGCUUACUAAAUAUAAAUUUGAACUAUGUUUUCAGCAAAUGUCAAGCUUUAUUUUGAUACCGACCAUUGAUUACAAUUUGCAGAAAUAAAAAGGUUACAGGUAAAAAAACCUCAAAUUCUCUUCCGGUUUAUCAUCAGUACCAGUAUCCAUCCAACCGAGUCGGUUACUAAGACUGUGACUAUAAACAUAUCUGGUGGUCCUGUGAGAUAUGACUGACUCCGUUAUAUACCGGAUUCAAGCGAUUUGAAUGAUAACUAUCAUCAAUUUAUAUACAUGUUUGUAUUUUGUAACCACGGAAUACUUAACUUCAGUCACAGUAUACAUAAUAUACACUAAAUGCCCGCGGACAUGCAAUUAUUUGGGUAUUUUUUGCCGGGCACUCCAACUGAUAAUCACUUCCGGACAUGCGCAGCAGAGCAUUUAGCAAUAACGUAUUUUCAUACUGUAUUAACUUUGCAUGCUUUAAAUUAUUCCAUGGUCUGAAAAGUAUUGAAAACGGAGGAAAUUACCGUAAUAGACACUUGUUUUCUACGAUAAACAGCACCCUGUAAUUUUACCCCAACGUGGAUCAGUUACGAAAACCUGAACCGUGUAGGGGCAAAAUGUGUAAGUAUAAGUACUGAUAAACUUAAUUUCUCAAGAACUGAUCACAAAACGUGCUAGGUUGUAUGGUUUUAGUAAAAUGUUUAAGUCUUGUUUCUACACUUUCAACGAGGCUAAACAAGGUCAUUUUAGAUAACCCCUGUUAAACAUUCAAAAUCAAAAGACGAAGUUUUACAGCGAAUUUCCCUGUUAGAUGCUAAUCUUAUUUCGUAAAGGUAUCAGUCAGGAUUUAUUAUAUUGUUUAUUAAGGAAUUCACAUCUAUUAAAAUUAUACCAGAUCUUACAGUGAAAUAUGAUAUUAUAAAAACCAACACCAAUACCCAUCAUUAUCGAUUUCCGUAAUCGAUUUCAGCAGACACAUCACCCUAGGUGGAGUACAUCUGGUAACAAGCGUGUUCCUUGGACAAUUUUAAAACGUUACUCUUGCCGUAAAAUAAAGGCAUUAAUAAUUGCGAAAUAUUUUUGUCAGAACCAGUCAACCACUUCCCCUAUAGAAAAAAUGCAGUUAUAUUGUGUCUGCUCUUUAUUUCUACUUUUCUGAGAAUAUACAUUUCAAACACAACAUAAAUUACAAUUGAUAAUCAGUUUUAGCAUACAUUAUAUAAACUGCAUGAAUUAUAAAAGUAGUUAAAGUCACCUUUCUUUGAAUACAUAAAUAGAGACAAAAGUUGAAAAAUUCUAAGCGUACAUGGUCAUGAUUCAUUACAGAAUACAUAUUCAUGAUGAAAUAACCGUAUUUGUCCACUAAUCAAUUAAACUAUUGCAUCUUUGCAAGUAUUGUAGAGCAGUUAUCAAGUGUUUACCUAGUCAUGAUAUGUCUGUCAAUGUAAUCAAACUAAAACUGAAUAAAUUCAUCGAAAGAGAAAGAAGAGAAUUAAAUCAGUUAGCAAGUCAUGUCUGAAUGAUUCAGCAUGGCUUUGUAAUAUCAAUCAAAAGGAUCAAAAUCUGUAAUUCAUUUCGUUUCUGUAAUUGUACGUAAAACAAAUUGUUUCAAGAUUUUGAUAUGAAAUUAUUUCAAUUUGUUUUAAUGCUUGAUUUACUUCAGUUAACUAAGUUAAUUAUAUCAAUAAAGAUUUUACAUCUACCUAGCAUAAACUGACCAUCAAAAUAUAGUGUCUUAUUCCGUAGAAUUUUUCGUCAUAUUCACCCCUUACGGGCAAGUUAGAAUAUAUUUAGCACACAAACAUGUCAUUUAAAUGUACAUAUUAUAAUAAUGUUUUUGAUAAAUCUAUAUACAUGUAUUUUUUUGCUAUAAUAGGAAAGAAUAAAAGUUUGAUAUAAUAUUUACUUGUAUAGUCAUUUUUGUACAAUCUAGCAAGUUUUUUUUUCUAUGUAUCGUAUCUAUAUUAGUACAUUCCUCUUGUAUUAUAUAUAAAGAAUUAUUCUGGUUGAACUUUUGUAUUAUAUAACGAGUGCAUAUUUUUGUUUUAUGCCUGUGUGUUUUACCUAUUUUUCUAUGUCAAACUGCAGUAAUUUAUGACAAUGAAUAUUGUCACUUCAUUUUUGAAUGUGUGACUUAAGGUAUGUGAUCCAUGCUGUCAACUGGCAAAUUCCGUUCGAUAACGUAUUUUAGAUUUUCGUAUUCGAUUUUUCUUGUUGAAUGGAAAGCCUUGUACUCGCAGGAGUUUCAUUUUCUAGGUAAUUUAGCUAAAAAAGUUAAAAAUACUAUUUAAUCUAGCCUAUCAGUUUUUAUUUUUAUAGUGUAAGUAUAUACACUCAUUUCCAAAAGCUUAGUUUUCUGUUAUUUUUUCUCGGUUAUUUUCAUGAAAACUUAUAAUGGUACCAAAAUUUAAAUCAGUUCGUAAACAAAUUGGUGUGCAUUUUAGAUUUUGAGUUAUACCUGAGAGUAAGUGUAUGAAAAAAUGAAACAAAAACGUGAAGGAUUUUUUUUUUGAAAUAUUUAAACUUAAAAACUGUACACUUUCUUUUGGAACUGAGUAUACAUAUUCAAUAAUAAUAGCAAAUUGUAGAGUGAUAUAAUCACCCAAUAGAUUUAUUGGGCAACCUUCAUUAACUCUGAAUAAUCAUUAAAGCCUUAUCUAGUCACCCAGUGCGCAUUGUUUGUGUUUUAAUUAUUACUUUGUUUUAAAUAUAUGGUAGUUGUGUAUAACAUUUCAAUUGUUAGAUAGUCUCUUAUAUUCGGUAUCGAAUAGCCAUAUACUUGUUGUAAUACGUUGUUUUAAUCGAAUAAUGUUGUUUGUCUAGAUGUGUUUAUAUGUGCUUGUGAAAAAGGCUUAAAUAAAGAUAUACAUUAACUUAUCAGUCGAAGUAUUGCCACGGCAAUUGCCGAUUGACAUUACGUUUCAAUUUCGUUUACAUACAUGGCUGUUUCACAUGAGUCACCUGUUCAAAAUGUUUUGUUUAUGCUUAGUAGGCAUUAGAGUUCAUUCAUCCAGGCUAUGCCAACUUUAUUUAAAAAUACUUCAAUGAUAAAAACGGUUUCUCUCUAGAUGGCCAUAUUUAUAAUAAAUUCAUUUUUUGAUGCUUACUGGAAAGCUUUAAAAUUAUGAAAAGAUUUUCUUACUUAUGCCUUUCGAAGACGCAAGAUUUCCCCUUGAAUAAAAACAUUUUAGAAAACAUGUAUGUGAGUGUUUCAGAAUUUAUUUCAACAGUUUUUGGUUUUGAAUUACUUAGUAUCUUUGAGUAGCUGGCAUACUGCUGCUGACUAGCAUGUUUACUAGUUACAAUCACUCGGUAAAAUAUUAUUUGUACAAUGAUUUUUAUAAUGAAUUUUGUAAAUAUAUACAUUUAUAUUUUUGAUAUUUUGUACGUAAUGCUGUGUAGUUAUAUCUAUUAUGAUGUCUGAUUUAAUAGGUUGUAGGAGGUUGAUAAAGUUCAAGAAUCCAAAAGCCAUAUUUUGUUCUGUAACAAUUUUCUUGUGAGUUAAAAUUAUAAUUAUAACGGUACGCAAAUAUGUCAUUCAAAUGCAUGCGUAUUAUAAUGUUAUUGAUAAAAAUGUGUAGGUUAUAAAAUAUUUAUUGACCUUUUAAUCAAAUAAAGUGUUGCAGUAACAGAGCCCACGAAUUGACAGGAAAACAAAUUCAUUAGAAGAUCAAUACGUAAGCUAUAACCUAUGAAUAGUUUAACAAGUAAAAAACGGUAAGUUACUAUUACAUCUAGCAACCACCAUAUCAGCACAUCACUACAUGGUCUAAUUAAUGGAUUCACUCUAAAACAAGUAGUGCAUAAUCCGGCAUAAUAAAGUAAUAAGUGAAUCAAAAUUCCAAAAUUUCUGGUGGCUGAUUGAAUUUAAACUAUGCGUAUACGUUUGUUAUAAUAUAAGGAGUAUAUUUAAUUUUGGUAUUUAAUUUUUUUGCAUAACCCUUUAAAAGUGAUUCUUGUUGCAAAACUAAUAUUUGGGAUGAACAGUUGAUACGCCUUAUAUUGCUUUAUAUCUAUUGUAUGUAUUUUUAUAUUUGAUACCAGUUUUGCACAAAAGUCUAUUUUUGUACCCCCCGACAACAAAGUUGUAAGUGGGGGGUAGGGGUAUACUGGUUUCAGGUUGUCUGUCUGUCUGUCUGUCCGUCUGGCCGUCUGUCCGUAGACGCAAUCUUGUGCGCACCAUCUCUCCUUAUCCCCUUGACAGAAUUUAAUGAAACUUCACACAAGUGAUCAGUACCAACAGUAGUUGUGCAUGGGGCAUGUUAGGUUCUUUUAGAAAAAAAAUUGGCAGAGUUAUGGGACUUUGUUUUUUUGUUACUAUACUAUAUACAUAGGCACAAUCUUGUGCGCACCAUCUCUCCUCAUCCCCUUGACACAAUUUAAUGAAACUUCACACAAGUGAUCAGUACUAACAGUAGUUGUGCAUGGGGUAUGUUAGGUUCUUUUAGAAAAAAAAAAUUGCAGAGUUAUGGGACUUUGUUUUUUUGUUACUAUACUAUAUACAUAGACACAAUCUUGUGCGCACCAUCUCUCCUCAUCCUCUUGACAUAAUUUAAUGAAACUUCACACACGUGAUCAGUAACAACAGUAGUUGUGCAUGGGGCAUGUUAGGUUCUUUUAGAAAAAAAAUUUGCAGAGUUAUGGGACUUUGUUUUUUUGUUACUAUACUAUAUACAUAGACACAAUCUUGUGCGUACCAUCUCUCCUCAUCCUCUUGACACAAUUUAAUGAAACUUCACACAAGUGAUCAAUAACAACAGUAGUUGUGCAUGGGGUAUGUUAGGUUCUUUCAGCGACAAAAAUUGCAGAGUUAUGGGACUUUGUUUCUUGUUUACAUACUAUGUACAUACAGUCUGCAUAUGCAAUCUUGUGCGUGCCUAAUCUACCAAACCAUUGCACACAAUUUAAUGAAACUUCACACAAGUGAUCAGUACCAACCCUAGUUGUGCAUGGUGCAUGUUACAUUCUUUUAGAUAAAUAUUCUGCAUAGUUAUGGGACUUUGUUUUUUGUUAUUAUACUGUAUACAUACAGUCUAUAUACAUACAGUCCACAUAAUUAUGCAAUCUUGUGUGUGUCAAAUUGCAAUGUACUGUGUCAGUGCAUGCGGGGGGUACAUUCAUCACCUUUAGUGAUAGCUCUAGUUAUCUCACAUUGUAAUAUUGUAUUUUUUGUGAAGCUUUGACAGUAUGAGGAGAUUGAAAGUUUUCAUUUCAUCAGUGAUUGUGUAGCUGUAAAAAAGUUUAACUUGACAUUAAUUGUUUCAAAAGUGCCAUUUGCUUUACGCUUGUUUUGCAUUUAUUGUAGGCAACAGUGUUUAAUAAAUUGACUUGUUUCAAUUUAGGAAAGUUAUUGAUACUGUAUUUUUAUCUGUUAAAAAGCCUUCGGAUUAUCAAUAGAUGAGGAAAUAUACUUUUCAGUGAUUUCCUUUGUAAGGUUUUAAGUCCAUCACUGACAGUAUUAAGAGUACGAAAAUAUCACAUAUGUAUGACCUAUUAUUGUGUCGGCGUGACGUUAACCCUAACAAAAACAAAAAUAUAUAUACUCAUUGUAUUAUGUUACCCAUAUGAUAAAACAGUUAUUGAUUCUUGAGCCACUGGAUAUGAUGUUAUACUCACCGAAGAGGGCAAUAUUGACCGAUAUGAUUCACUGGAAGAGGGUAAAUAUUAACCUCGACUAUUGCCUAAUAGUGCCCUCAUCCGGUGAAUAUCACAUCUUAUUACAUACUCGUUUUUAUUCCUCGUUAAGUUGCAUUGGUACCGGAAACGUCAAUAUUUUUCCAUACACUGACGCCUGAAUUUCAUAUCGGGUGCUUGACGUAAUUCAGCGUGUGUUGUUGCACUACUUUUUCUUCUUAGUUCAGUAUUGUCAAUCUUUUUCAGGCUAAUGAACAAAUCUAUGUUAUUUACAUUAUAUUUACAUGUGUAGAUGCGUCUGUAAUAAAAAGGUUAUUAUCUUUGCAUCGGGAAAUAUGCACCCGUUCUUCAGUGGAAGAAUAUUGCGCUUCUAUAGUUGCGCAAUAUUUCCGCUGAAGAACUCGUGCAUAUUUCCCGAUACAAAGCUAAUAACCUAUAAAUAUCAAAUGCAACCCAUUUAAGUAAAAGAAUCACCGUCUAAUAGAACAUUCCUAGAUUUUUUUAUCCCUUGAUAAUCUUAUCAAUUCGUAAAAAAGGUUUUAUCUCAAAUUCGUUCAGCAAAUAACUAGAAUAAUGUUAAGGUUAAAAAGUGAGAAAAACAUCUAAAAGAGUAUGAUACCGAUGGUGUUUGAACUCAUGCCCUGAAAAAAAAGAAAAAUAUAUUCAGUCAUCUUGGCUACGGAGUCAUUUGAAUAGAAUUGUAAGAUAUAUGUGCCUCAUGUUCUAUGCAUUCUUCCAAUGCUAUAAUGAUUUCUUUCAUGAUGACAAUGUAUAUAUUUACGAAGAAUGACAGUUACAUAUUUUUAUUUUGCAAUGCCAAUUACUGCUUUGCAUGUUUUCUCCCGUGUUCAUGCAUUUAUUUAUUUAUUUUUAUUUUGUAUUUCUAAGGACAACAUUGUACUAAAUUGUAAGGAAAAAAAAUCAUCAACUUGACUUCAUGUACUCAUCUGUAUUUUGUGUAAAUGUCAAUUCUUUAAAACUAUUCAUGAAAUUUACGGUGGCUGCCAUGUUAAUUGUUUAUUGCAGCAAGUUGAAAUACAUUCAAUUUCAUAUUCAACUGCAGCAUGCUUUUAUCAGUUUGUUUAAUGUGUAUUGAUAUGGUAUUAGAAACAUAUUUUUAUAAGAUCUUUAAUAAUGAUGUAUUGUCCCUUAUUAUACAUUUUUUUUGUGAAAGAAGUCCGCACUAUAUUUUACGUCAGCGUAGUCUAAAAUGUUCUUUACCAUUUGAUAUUACAUGCAAAAUAUGUUGUCAUUGCAUGUUACUGUUCAUAUUUUUUGUUGUAUGCCAUGCUAUUUGUAAUUUUACCAUGUUAACGUAUUUAAGGAAGAGAUAUCUUACCAAAUUCUGAUUGGCUUAAGAAAUUCCGAAGUGAUGUCUAAUUAGUUUAGGCAUUUCUUCUAAAAUAGCGAUAAGCCUCACUUUAAUCGGGGCAGUUGCGAAGGCGCCAUUAAUUAUAUUUGUCAACAAUAACUAUCACGCAAUCUUCAAUCAUUCUUACUAAUAGUAAGUAACUUAUGAACCUUUCCCUAAAUUUCGGAUUACAAACUUUAGGAUCAAUGAAUUAGCAUUAUUUGAAUACAACUACAUGUGAAAUGUAUAUAUAUAAAAUCAUUUUAGUACGAAUUUAAAGAAAUCAAUCCUAAAAUACGGAUGUUAUGAUAUUUAAGAAUACUGGACAUUUACCAUUUUCCAAGGCAACUGUCCCAAUUUGAGAGAUGGUGCACUUCAAGUUUUCUGAUUAAUAAGGAUUUAGGAGUGUUAUUUUGUAUGUUAUUGUCAGUUAUAAUGCAUUAUUGCAUGUAAAAGAUAGAAUUAUUACUAAUAUUGCUGUCGUUUUCUAUUCCUUGCUACUCCUUGUUUAUUCAAGCAGCCCUAUCCAAUGGUCUCGUAAUUAUAGCGUAUUUUAUUAAAAUAUCCUGGUCCCCUGACUACGCAUUAAGGGAUUUUAAUAUCACUUGGCACAAAUGUUCUCCAUGAUGAGACGACGUGUCAUGCACAAAACCCAGCCCACUGGCUCAAAGGUCAAGGUUACAAUUGGGGGUCAAAUGUAAAUAGGGCUUUUUUCCUGUCCGUUCCAUAGCUCUGUAAUCCACGAAGGGAUUUUGAUACUACGAGGUACAAAUGGACCCAUGAUGAGACAUCGUGCCAUGCGCAAAACCCGGACCCCUAGCUCAAUGGUCCAUGUCCUAAUUGGAGGUCAAAGAUGAAUAGUUUUUUUUCUUGUCCUGUCCAUAACUCUGUCAUCCAACAAGGGAUUACAAUAUUCUUGGCAUAAAUAUUCUCCAUGAUGCGACUCCCACAACACUAGCUUAAAGGUCAAGGUCACACUUGAAGGAAUUUUCCUGUCCGGUCUAUAACUUUGUCAUGCAAAACAUGAUUUCAAUUUCAGUUCGCAGAAGUAUUCUCCUGGGUGAGACCAUGUGUUAUGCGCAAAAUCCUGGCCCUUAGCUACAAGGUCACACUCGGAAGUCAAAGGCCAAAACGGCCUUUUUUGUGUCCAGUCUGUAACUCAACAAUUCCUAAAGGGAUUUUAAUAUUACUUGGCAUAAAUGUUUACCACCAUAAAACGGAGUGUCAGGCGUAAGAACCAGGUCCCUGGGUGUAAGGUCAAGGUCGCGCUUAGAGGCCAAACAUCAGAUACAAGAAUAACUUUUUCUGGAGCACUUCGUCUUCAUGCAUGAAGGGAUUUUGAUGUUACUUUACACAAAUGUUUACCACCAUGAGACGGAUUGUCAUGCACAAAAACCAGGAAGUUAGUCUAAGGUCAAGGUCACACCUACAGGUCAAAGGUCAAAUGCUUUUCUUUUUCAUGCGUUAAGGGAUUUUGAUGUAACUUGGCACAAUUGUUCUCCACAAUGAGACACCAUUGUUUUAGAAUUAUGUCCAUUUUGUUGUUACUAUAAAUAGAUUAUAUUGUAUUUAGUUAUUACUGGCAGAAGGGAAAAAUCGAGACCACUUUUCUGUGGUGCAAUAUGCAGGUUACAUCCAAUUUUGGGUGUAUUUUGACCUAUCUCUUCCUGGUAAAGAGUUUCUCAAGGACUUAUAUAAUAUAGAUUUUUUAAAACUUAGGAAUAAUUUCUUUUUGUUGUUACUAUAAAUAACUUAUAUUGGAGAUGGUACAUGUACCAAUUCAAACUGUAACUGAUAUAAGUUUCUGUUGAAAACUCAAUAUUGUAGUACCUCAAUAAUAUAAUUGUUUAACUUUCAUACUUCAUUUCUCACGCUGAAAGGCAAUAUUUAAUCCGAAAAAUUUGGUCAUACUUGGAAAAGUGAAGUCAGUGAAACAAAAAGUUAAGCAUUAUCUUCCAUUUUCAAAUGAGCUAACAUUAAGAUUACUUGUUUAUAUAGUACUGCUGAUGAUUUACUUUUAUGGUAUGGUCAUAGGAAAGAAAACAUUAUUCGUAAGGAAAAAUAUAAAUAGACUAUAUGAAUUUUAUGACAUCGAAUUCCUUAACAUUUUACAAAUUUCGUUCGUGAAGGAUAGUCAAGGCCAAUAUACGAGAUAUAAGAAUGUAUAUUCUAACUGAUGGUCACACCAAAACCAUACAAAAACUUUACAGAAAGACGUUAUUGCACUUUUCAUACCCCGCUCCUUGUGUUUUCAAAUGUACCUAAUUUGCAUAUUGAUCGUGGCGUGCGGAAUCGCAGUUACCUUACGGAGUCUGCCGUUACAGAAACUUCUGUUAAUAUAAUGCAGACGUUCUUUAGUAUAAAUAGAAUUGUUGUGUUAGUUAAAAGGAAAUGACAAUCUCCUCUCUUUAGCUAAUCCGCCAAAAACAACGAAGCCGAUGUCGCUGUCAAAAGUUCCCGUAUUUAUUGUACGGUGCUAUAUUUAAAUAUUGCUAGUGUGCGAUAAGCGAUAUGCACUUCAGUUUUGCACUUGGUUUGUUGUUGUCGUUGAAUACAUAGCCUUAGGUACCAUCUCUGCUUAUAUGUUAACUAUUUUAUAAUCAGCAAAAAAGUUCCAUAUGAAAACAACUGUAGGUUUUUGUAUAUGCAAAUUUUAGUCCAAGUGUUUUGUUAUAACAUACUGCAUAUAUAGUACAAUAUUGUUUAUAAAUCAUUGACAGAUAUAAGUUCAUUAUGUUAUACUGCAGUAGAGAAAAUUAGGUGCCUUUCAGUAGAGGACAUUGUAUGGCAUGGCAAUACUUCAUUCACUUGUGUUAUGUAAUUUUAUCAUACUUAUAUUUAGUAAUAUUUUUCAUGAACUUUUAUAUUCUCUUUAAAAUUUAAAGAGAAUAAUUUUUCUAUGUUUUUAUUGAAAAAAAUGAUGCAUGAUUGUAAAAUACAGAUUAAAGCAAGUCACUUUUUCUUUAUUUUAGUUUUGAUACAUACUUAAUUUCUGUGUAUAUAGAUAAAACUUAACCAGGUGGACAUCUUAUUCAGUGAAUAAAGUUUUGGUGCAAG